Molecule: messenger RNA, 1200 nt
Organism: Penicillium egyptiacum
Lineage: Eukaryota; Fungi; Ascomycota; Eurotiomycetes; Eurotiales; Aspergillaceae
Source: the annotation of a GenBank genome assembly
AUGGAUUCGGUAACCUCACCACCUGCCGUCGACAAUUCUCUCACUGAGAAACCCUCCUACAUCGUUUCUAUGACCAAUUUGCAGAAGCUCAACAUCAACAAGAAGAAUAUGACCGUCACAUUCGGUGCUGGCUGGGAUGUCUAUGACCUUACCGAAGAGCUUAAGGCUAACGGUUUGACUUUCGGGAACCUCGGUGUUGAACGUGUUCAGAACUUCGUGGGUGCCGCCUCCACCGGUACACAUGGCUCUGGAUCCAACAUCGGUAAUAUCGCAAGCCAGAUCAUUGGACUACGUGUGUUGGACGCGCAGGGUCAGCUCCGUGUCAUUAACGAGAUUAACAACCCGGAAGAACUGAAGGCUUUCCGUAUCAGCCUUGGUGCCCUCGGUCUCAUCACGGAGAUGACUAUUAAGGUCCAGCCUACUCUCCUCAUGAAGAAGACCACCAAGGUCGUGAAUGCCACCUCCGAUUACAGGCUGAUGGGCAAGGAGCUUGCCCAGCUGUAUAAGGACCACGAACGUGACUGGGACCUUGAGCCUACUUACUUCUACUCUUACUGGGAGCCGACCGACUAUACCGGUGUCCGCAACUGCACUCUCAACUACUGCGCUAAUGGUUGCGGUGACUGUAACAAGGAGUACAUCUGCUACGAUGACGUUAUUGACGCCGCGUCUUGCCCUCCCCAAGGUGUCUGCAGCCGAGAGUUCUACGCUGAGAUCGAGCACUUCCUUCCCAUCGAGUACUACGCCGAAGCCACCGCCGACUAUAUUAGUUACCAGCAGUCCCAAACUCCCCGCAUGAAAGCUCCCUAUAACAAUAUGAUGGUCAUCCAACACCGUUCUCUCAAGGGUGAUGAUACAUACAUGUCCCCUGUCAAUACCUACAACCUUGGCCCCGAGCUCAGCGGUGUUUUUGCUAUCAUCGAGAUUGACUGGAUCCAAACCUAUAACAACUUCACAACUCUUUGGCAGAACCAAGCGUUGGGCGACGAAUUCCUCCCUCGCUUUGGUGAUAAAUACAACGCCCGGCCCCACUGGAACAAGAUGAACCCUGCUAAUGCUACCUACACUCUGGAGAAAUUCCCGAAGCUGCCCGAGUUCUUGGCCAUCCAGCAGCGCCAGGAUCCCAACUGCCAGUUUGUCAACGAAUUCCUGGUCCAGCAGCUUGGAAUUACCCGCUGUGCGAACUACCUCUCCAUGUAA